Messenger RNA from Cyprinus carpio (common carp), 4169 nucleotides. RefSeq names its product S9 family peptidase (gene apeh2). The coding region runs from base 42 to 3161 and encodes 1039 amino acids. The transcript is spliced from 27 exons. The record is from RefSeq and is a predicted model, not a curated record. NCBI's taxonomy places the organism in Eukaryota, Metazoa, Chordata, Actinopteri, Cypriniformes, Cyprinidae. Gene Ontology annotation, biological process: proteolysis. Gene Ontology annotation, molecular function: serine-type endopeptidase activity.
UUUAACUCUUAUUUUGAAAAGCCUUCUACACGUCUCCUUUUAUGGGUACUCUCGCGAGAUUUAGACCAAAUAGACUCCUGACAAGUUUUGCUGAAAUGUUCAGCCAUACAAGUCAGCAUACAGAGCUACACAAAACUAUUUUGCGAGGAGAGGAGCAGCCAACUCUCCAGAGAUGUGAGGACUACUGUUCCUUGUACCACUGUCCUUUCUGUGGGCCCGAAAUGUUCAAACCCACCAUCAAAAGCAAAUGUUUAAAACAUUUAGAAGGUCACAGAAGAAGAGCGAUACGGCACAAGGAGUUCUUCAUUUUUAAAUGUCAUUUAAAGUGCCGAACUGCUCCACACUUUCACUGCGUUAGCUGCACAUCCACUUUUAUGAGGAAAGAUGGUUUUCUAAAACACCUGGCCAUGUGCGAGAGCAAAAAACCCAAAGUGACAGUUGUAGAGUUGAAAUCAGACGAGAGUUUACCUGCACCAGAUCUUCAUCUGACUACAUCUGAGGCUGGCAGUACUGAGGAGAUGCCUGUCAGUGAAGGACACAAGAAUCUGAUCUCUGAAGAUGCUCUGAAAAUCAGGAGAAGAAAAGCAUACUUUGAGCAACACUUGUGUCCUAAAAGGGCUGUAAGUGAGGAGACAGUGAGCCAGGGGAUGGCAGACCAAAACUCCAGAGGUGACGGAGGGAUUAUGGAGGAGCAGGUGAGAACAGAUGACCCAACUAUAUCCCCAGUGGAUGAAGGAGAUCCUUCAGUGGUAGAUCUCUCCGUAGUGGAUCAUAAUGUCACAGAGACCACUGUCUCAAAUUCUGCUGCCAGUCUUCAUCCUAUAGAGGCUGAUGUCGCCAUACAGACUUUGGUAAAUGAGACGUUCUCUGGACACACAUCUGUUGAAAGCACCAUCCCACAAAGAUCCAGAUCUGAUGCACAAGAUCUGUGUCCGUUCUGUGGUUUAAUGCUGUACAGGAAGAAUCUGCAGGUGCAUUUAAGAAGGAAGCACCCAGAUCAAAUGUCAAACCUGGAGAAACCUGCCUCUGCUCAGGUGAAAAACCCAAAACAACAGAGACUUGCUUUGCGACAACAACAGAAGAUUGCAAUGGAGAGUGAAAUCAGAGCUGUGUUCAGACACUGUAUCAGCUUUCCUGUGCCCAUUUCUGCCUCUGUGGUUGCUGAUGAGCUGGUGGACACUGCCAAUGAAAAGCAUUGUAUCACCAUAUUGACCCGUUGGAGUCAGUGUGAUUUGGAGAGAGGGGUGAAACUGCGUUUCUCUCAGAGAUGGACUGUACUGUGUAAACACGACACAGUCGAGCAUGUGCUGCCGUCUGGAACAAGCUCACACAUAGAGAAGGAGUUGCUCAGCAGCCAUUCUCCUUCUGGGACUAUUCAAGCUGUCAUCCGGGAGGAUGCAGGACAUCAGUAUGUGGAGGUUUGGGGCCAGAAUGGUCUGGAGAAAAGUUUGGACCUUACAGCUCUAAAUAAACAUGGAAAAGUGUAUGAAGAUGCUCAGUUUGCAUGUCUGGCCUGGUCACCAUGUGAAAAAAAGUUGCUCUAUGUGGCUGAAAAAAAGAGGGUGGAGCCAUCAGCACAUUCGUCAGUUGCAUCAGCCAAUGAGGAUGGUGGGCUAGUGUUGCUUGAGGAACAGGACAAGAACAUAUAUGUUGAAGACUGGGGUGAAGGUCUGGUGGGUAAGAGCUGUCCUGUCUUGUGUGUGGCUGAUCUCAACAAAGGGGCAGUUAUCGUAUAUGCUGGCGUCCCUCCGCAUAUAUCACCAGGACAGGCUCUGUGGGCACCUAAUGGAAGGGGCGUGAUGUUUGUGGGCCAUUGGAAUGAGCCAUUUAGACUGGGCUUGAAAUUCUGCUCUAAUCGUAGAUCAGCCCUCUACUACCUGGAUAUGAAAGGGAACUGUGAGUGCUUGUCAGCUGAAGGUGUGUCUGUUUCAAGCCCUCGAAUGAGUCCAGACUCGUGCUGGAUCGUAUACUUGCAGGGACAGGUGUUUGGACCACAUCGUCAGUGCCUGAGAAUGAUGCUGUAUGACAUGAAGAACAGAAGCACUUCAGUCUUAGUAGAUGUGGUCAGGAGAGCAGAAAAAGGUCAGUUUGCUGGAAUAUACGAAUCAUUGCCAUCUCAAUGCUGGUCUGCAGACAAUGAAAGAGUCUUCUUUAGCAGUUCCUGUGAAAAUAGUAAGGCAGUGUUCUCAGUUGACAGAACCACAGGAAGAGUCACACAAGUGUGUGGACUGGAUGCGCUAAGACUAGAUGAUUUCGGGAGUGUGCAACUGUUGACAAUACAAAAAGACCUGAUGGUGAUGAGCUGCUCAUCUCCAAAUCAACCUCCCUGCCUGAAAGUUGGCUUCCUCUCAUCAGUGGAUCAGGCUGAAGACAUGCAACUUUGUAAUGUGGGCGGAGCAGAUGUGUAUGAGGGAUUUGAUUGGCAGCCCAUGUUGAUCACACCCCCUUCUCAAGAGGAGAACCAUCAGUUCUCUGGACUGAAUUUUGGAGCAAUUUUGUUGAAGCCGUACAAUCUUCCAGAGAGAAGGAAAAGUCCUCUAGUGGUGAAUAUACAUGGUGGUCCUCAUGCUCAUUUUGCUGCUGACUGGAAUGCCACUGCCGCUGCUUUAACCAAACUGGGAUUUGCUGUUCUGAUGGUGAACUACAGGGGCUCCACUGGUUUCGGUCAAGAUGGCAUUGAGUCUCUGCUUGGAAACGUUGGCAGUCAGGACGUCAAAGAUGUUCAUAGGGCAGUGUUGUGCACUUUGCAGAAUGAGACGACCCUUGAUCCUGAUAGGGUGGCAGUGAUGGGUGGCUCUCAUGGUGGUUUUCUGGCCUGCCACUUGGUUCAUCAUCAACAAUAUCUCUACAGAGCUUGUGCAGCAAGAAACCCUGUGAUCAACGCAGCCACACUGCUUGGAACCAGUGAUAUUGUAGACUGGAGAUACUCCUCUGUGGGGAUUCAGUAUGCUUUUGACCGGCUGCCCACAUCACAGUCCCUCAUUUCAAUGCUGGAAAAGUCACCCAUAAUACACGCUGCACAGAUCCGUGCUCCUGUGUUGUUGAUGUUGGGUGGCAGAGACAGGAGAGUAUCACCUCACCAGGGUCUGGAGCUCUACAGAGCACUCAAGAGCAGGAAUACACCUGUCAGAAAAAAGGAAGUCAUGUUUGGGACAACAUGAGGGUUGGUUUUAGUCGAGUGAGUGAUGUGUGUGAACGAGAUUGGAGACAGGAUGGCUGUGGAAUGUGCUGCACUGUCAUUGCAGGUGCCUCUCCCAGAAUGCACUUCUGUUCUUCGUGUGAUGUCACGAUAGCAUCAGUCCUCCUGUCACCGCGACAAUGGCUGUGCUGUUGACCCCACCCCCCAGACCCCAAUAAUUAUCCAAGGCUAGAUUGUGAUUGGAGGGGUCAGACUAAUAGGGCACCCCAUGUAAGGAAACCACAGAGAUAAACUCAUGCCAGACUGAAUUACAACACUUGCAUGCACACACUCACUCUAUAAUUCCCAGUUCAGCCUCAGCAAGACUCCAGUGCCGUCACACAGGACGAGUAAUAAUUACACGGAAAUGAAACCUUUCAUUUAACAAUGUCAUCUGUCCCUUUGCCCCCUUCCGCUCUCUCUUUCAUUCUCUUUGUUUCCCCAUCAUCAAGAUGAAUUGAGCUGAAAUGCAAUUCUUUCAAGUGCAUGUGCCCACCAUGUGUUCCUGUCCCAGUGUGAGUGUGUGUGCGUGACUGAUUGACUGUGGUGAAAGCGAGCUGCCAAACCAAAUCGACAUAAAUCUACACUUAACCACAGAGGCUCCAGCAAUUACACAAAAGCUCUGUUUCAAAACCUAGUGUGCGGCUUCACUACCUACUACUCACAUAGACUGCUGUCUUCUAAGGCAGCAUCUUAACCUUCAUGAAACCUCUUAAAUGACUGAUUUAAAACACUCUUCAGUUUGCAAUUGAGGUUAAAGUCUGCCUUCAGUUUUGAAUACCAUCUCAAAAUCAAAUCAACAACCGAUGUGUAGUACCAAGUCCCUGUCCUACAUUUAAUUUGUUAAACUUUGUUACGUCACAGUGCAGAUUAAAUCUCUCGUUACAUCUGUUUUUAUUGCAACUUUAAUGUUAGAAUGUAGCUAAGCUAAAAACAAGACACUUUAAUAAGCAUAGAAAUAUGUAGCACACACAAGUAUUGGGUAUGUUAA